UUAUUUCUUCUUUUCUUUUUUUUUUCAAUAAAAUAAAUUCUAUGAAAGAUAAUAAUUUUUAUACUGGUUAAUAAUAUACACUUACGUGAAAUUCUACACUUUCUCUCCUUACUUUUUCCGAGUAAAGUGACUUUCGUCCGCAUUUAGACGCUUUAUCGUUCACCAAACUCUCUUCGUACAUUGUCGCGUUUAUAUUUUCUUCGUUUAUGUUAACCCGACAUUUAACAAACGAUGAAUUUAAGAAUCUUAAUUGACAGCAUGUAAACUUUCUUUUCGUGAAAUAAGAUCGAUCAUAAAGAUAAACAGUAUUUCGAUUCUAAGCUUCGGUUCAAUAGGAUCACUUUGUUGUACGAAAAUCGAUCGAGUGUCUAUCGUUUAAAUUUAUUAAUGUAAGUGAUUUUUGUUUGACGAAUAAAAGAAAAAACAUUUCGAAAAUAAAAACUACUUGUGGCAACGUUGAUCUUCAAGCAAACAAUCAGAUAACAAAUUAUCGUGAAAAAUUGGACGUAAUCUUUACACGCUAACCAGUGAAAUAUCAACGAAACCAAACAGUGAUAUGAAGAAUACGCAAACUAAUGGAUAUGCGGAUGUGAACGUUAAACAAGUUCAAAACGGAAAAGAUAGAAAAGUCGACGAGGACUAUGGCGAAGACAUUGACGCCGUGCAACAGGCAAUCGGUGAUCUCGGAAGAUGGCAAAUCCUCGUUUGCCUGGCGAUCUCGCUCGUUAAGUUUCCAGUUGCUUGGCAUCAACUGGCGAUCGUCUUCAUGGCACCUCAUCAAAAAUACAAUUGCACGGCACCAGCAAAAACGAAAUUAUUAGAUCAAUGUAUGGUCAGCAUUAAUGAAACAAAUAUGGAAUGUACAGAAUGGGAAUACGAUAGAAGUAUAUUUCCAGAGACUGUAAUAUCGCAGUGGAAUUUAGUGUGCAGUAGAACACACUAUGCUAAUAUACAACAAUCGAUUUUAAUGUUCGGUGUACUACUUGGAAAUGUCAUUUUUGGAAGCCUGGCCGAUAGGUACGGUAGAAAAUUACCUUUGAUGGCCUCAGUCAUUUUACAACUGACUUCAGGUAUCGGCUGUGCUGUAGUUCCAUGGUUUCCAGCGUUGUUAGCACUAAAAUUACUCAGUGCCAUGGCUACAGGUGGAACAAUGGUCACUAGUUAUGUCAUUUGUAUGGAAAUAGUCGGUACACAGUGGCGAGCAGCUAUCACUGUACUUUAUCAAAUUCCUUUUAGCUUAGGACAAAUGUCUUUGGCUGGAAUCGCUUAUAUGUUUCGCCAUUGGCAACACCUUCAAAUUGCCAUUACGGUACCUUCUAUUAUUCUCUUAAGUUAUUGGUGGAUCGUGCCUGAAUCACCAAGAUGGUUACUUGCCAUGGGUAGACAAAAGGCAGCUUGUAAAAUUUUAGAAAAAGUAGCUAUUAUCAAUAAGAUAGACAAUAAAGACAUUCCAGAUACAGUUAGAAGACAUUGUCUUCAUCAGAAUUCCAGAAGAACAGCCCAGGAUCAUAAUGCAUCUUUCCUAGACUUGUUCCGCACACCUAACAUGAGAGUGAAAUCAUUAUCGAUCUUUUUUAAUUGGAUUGUUUGCGGAAUGGGUCUUUUUGGAAUGUCACAGUACAUUGGUCAAGUAGGCGGUGAUAUUUUUAUUAACUUUGCUAUCUCUGGAGCGAUACAAGUACCAGGAAAUUUCGUAGCUUGGUGGGCAAUGAACAAGUUAGGCAGAAAAGUAACUUUAAUUAGCAGCAACGUAAUAGCUGGUAUUUCUUCUCUCGCCCUCAUCAUUGUACCACAUGAUCUCGCAUGGCUGAGACUAAUCCUCGUUUGUUUCGGUAUUGUCGGCAUGUCGGUAGCUUUCACUUCGGUUUAUCUUUUUUCGGGCGAAUUAUUUCCGACAGUUGUUAGAAACAUGGGUGUUGGUACUAGUAGUAUGUGUGCAAGAAUAGGUUCUAUUGUGGCACCUUUUGUCGUAUCUUUGAAUCACGUAGCAGAAUGGUUACCACCAAUUAUUUUUGGAUGUCUGCCGAUUAUGGGAGCUAUGCUUUGUCUCUUGUUACCAGAAACAGCAGGAUGUACACUUCCGGAAACGCUUCAAGAUGGAGAAGAUUUUGGCAAAAAACCUAAGAAAACAAAGAUAACGAAUGUAAAAGACAUAAUGGAGCAUAAUGAAGAGGAAAAAUCUAUCGUAUAAGGACAAUCAAAAAACUUCAAUUGACAAAUCUGUUAUCGUACAAUUAAAUAAUAUAUAUUAUUAUAUAAAUACUACACGGGGGGUCAUUCCACGUCCUUAUUUAUUACAUCGCGUAUAUGUACAAAUUGGAGGUUGAUUACGAAGAAUUCGUUCGAUUUGCCUCGAAAAAAAGAAUCGUUUCAAAUUUAUAAAAAUUCAACGUUAACAUUGCAACACUAUCAUACAUGUGAUAGUUUUUAAUUCGUAUAAAACAUUACUGCCAAAUAAAAAUUUGAAAGAGCAAUGUUUUGUAUGGUUUGUACGAGAACAUGUAAAUAGAAAUUUCUUUUUUAUA
Polistes canadensis is the source of this 2525-nucleotide messenger RNA. Its product is annotated as organic cation transporter protein-like. The transcript has 10 exons. The record is from RefSeq and is a predicted model, not a curated record. Bases 557 to 2191 code for a protein of 544 amino acids. Gene Ontology annotation, biological process: transmembrane transport. Gene Ontology annotation, cellular component: membrane. Gene Ontology annotation, molecular function: transmembrane transporter activity. Lineage: Eukaryota; Metazoa; Arthropoda; Insecta; Hymenoptera; Vespidae.